AUGCAAGAGGAUCGCGAUAUCUUGCUCGUUGUGUGCGGUUGGGAUGGUUUGAUCACCAACCAAGGCGCAUUUUUGAAGCUGUUUCGGCUUCUGCCAUCUCGAAUUUCGAUAGUCCUCCGGAUUUUGGCCGAGGACUUGGAUGAUAGAGACUGGCUGGGUAGACCCCGGCCUCAUCUUUAUGAUGUGGACCCCCUCCAGGUCUGCGAGAUUUGGUCAGGAGACCGUGACCUGGAGGACAUCAAUGUCAGAUCCAGCCUUCGCUGGUCAACAUGCGCCUUCCUCAAGAUUGUUCCUGCGAUUGCGUCAACAAAGAUGGCGUUGUCAUAUGACCUAUCAACACUCCACGAGUUGACGAACAAUCGGAACACCCACCGCUGGGCCAAGCAGCCGACCCAGUUUCCGUGCAAAGAGGCCGACUGUCCUUUACUUUUCGAGACCUCGGACAGUCGCGCGGUGCACUGGAAUCGGGACCGCCGGCCCAGGACUGAGGAAGAGAUGAAGCUCGACCUUGAUUUCAGGACUUGUCAAUUCUGUGGGCGUACCUUUGCCAGAGGAGAUGGCAGACAACUCCAUGAACGAGAGGCAUGCCCACAGAAUCCGGACAUCAAGCGAAAGUCUUCGCCACCGUCAACGGGCCUGAAGCGCACAAGACGAGUGCAGAGCCCUUCUCCGACGCCUCCCCCGCUCGCUGAAGGCGAGGAGCGCGCAUACGAGCAUUUGCCGGCGGAAGAGCGCCUAAUGUUGCCGAGGAUCGACAUUCAUGACCCGGUCAUAUAUCGCCGUGAGUCAUUCUGUCGAUACCCGGGGUGCGAUGUUGUGAGGCGGAUCGAGCCCACAAAACAUCUGAGGCAUUAUUACCAGGUGCAUCACAAUUUUGUGAUGGCAAAUUUCACCACGUCGCUGCACAAGCAGGACGAGGAAGAACACGAUCGAGGCCGACAAUGGCUGGCGACGUGCGCGGUCCGCGGUGUGGUCGGAGACCCGCCGCGUAUUCGCAAAAUGUGA
Molecule: messenger RNA, 1005 nt
Organism: Penicillium oxalicum
Lineage: Eukaryota; Fungi; Ascomycota; Eurotiomycetes; Eurotiales; Aspergillaceae
Exons: 2
Coding region: 1-1005 (334 amino acids)
Source: RefSeq, a predicted model, not a curated record